AUGGAAAAACUAAAAAUUGAAUUAGAACGUGAGACUGCAGAGAAGAAUGAGGCAUUUAAAAGAAUACAAGAGCUUGACAGCAAAGUUAACAGUGCUGCCAUUCUUCUUGAAGCUCACAAAAAAGUCUUGGAAAAACUUAAAGAGAUCGUCGAAAAAUCUGGUGGGAAGAUUCCUGAAGACUGUAAUGUUGAGCAUUUUGUCAAGAAUAGUACAAGUGCCCCACCGGAAAUUCCUAAUCUUGAAGCACAUGCUGGUCCGUCUCCCCCUUCUCCGUUAGCUGGAUUACUUACUCCUGGAGUACCAACACCUCCUAGCGGACCAUCACUACCACCACCUUUAUCAGGAAUGCCACCAUCACCUCCACCUUUCGGGGGUGCAAUACCAGGUCCACUACCUCCCCCAGGUGCCCCUGGCCUACCAGGCGCAUUACAGGGAAAGGGAAAGAGAAAUGUACCAAAGCCUUCGCAACCUUUGAAAUCAUUUAACUGGUCAAAACUGCCUGAUGUAAGUGAAGUGUUAUGUUAG
Molecule: messenger RNA, 525 nt
Organism: Xenia sp. Carnegie-2017
Lineage: Eukaryota; Metazoa; Cnidaria; Anthozoa; Malacalcyonacea; Xeniidae
Product: disheveled-associated activator of morphogenesis 1-A-like
Exons: 3
Coding region: 1-525 (174 amino acids)
Source: RefSeq, a predicted model, not a curated record